UCUGAACACCUGCACGCUUACUAGCUUGUUCUGAUCAAUUUGAUUAAUUUUACCUCUGAUCAAUUAAUUCAGAUUGACGAACCCUAGUUUCGAUUUGGGAAUUAAUAUUAAGAAUGAUGAUGUACGAGAACGAUGAUUACAACUGUGAUUUGGAACUUCUCGAAACCAUCAGAAGGCAUUUAUUGCACGACGAAAUGCAGACCCAUUUGAUUUUCUCCAACGAUGACGCCGCCGCCGGAAUUUCGUCGAUUUUUCAGGAAUUUCCCGGCGGGGAUCUACCAGCGCCGGUGAACGACGGCGGCCUGGGAGACAUGUUCCUCUACGGCGUCUUCGGCGGCGCCGCCAAUGCGGGGAUGCUGCCGCCGGUGGCGGCGGUGGUCAAGCCGGAGCCGGCGGAAGUGGUCUCAUUUGGAGCGCCGAGGAUUCUGAACUUCGAAGCGGCGGCGAUGGUGCAGGAGAGGGUGGCGCCGCCGCCGCAGGCGAGCAGGGGAAGGCAUUUUAGAGGGGUGAGGCAGCGGCCGUGGGGGAAGUUCGCGGCCGAGAUCCGGGACCCCGCGAAAAAUGGGGCCCGCGUGUGGCUGGGAACGUACGAAACGGCGGAGGACGCGGCGCUGGCGUACGACAGGGCGGCGUUCAGGAUGCGCGGGUCCCGGGCGUUGCUGAAUUUCCCGCUGAGGAUAAACUCCGGUGAGCCGGCGCCGGUGAGGAUUACCUCGAAGAGGUCCGGCGCGGCGGGGCUUGAUCGGUCGGUGGUUCUGAGGCGGCGGAAGACGGCGGCGCAGAGUGGGGCCCAAUUUCAAAAUAUUGGAUUUGAUCAGAGUGUACUUUGAUUAAUUAAAUAAAUCGUGCUGCUUGAUUUUUUUUCUUUUUUCUUCUUUGAAAGCGCCAUCGGAAUUGUAAUUGUCAAUUGAUUGUUUCCGUUUAUUGAAUAAAAUUUGAUUAAU
Molecule: messenger RNA, 944 nt
Organism: Andrographis paniculata
Lineage: Eukaryota; Viridiplantae; Streptophyta; Magnoliopsida; Lamiales; Acanthaceae
Product: ethylene-responsive transcription factor 1A-like
Exons: 1
Coding region: 114-830 (238 amino acids)
Biological process (GO): regulation of DNA-templated transcription; ethylene-activated signaling pathway
Molecular function (GO): DNA binding; DNA-binding transcription factor activity
Source: RefSeq, a predicted model, not a curated record